This is a messenger RNA of Chelmon rostratus (copperband butterflyfish), 7570 nucleotides long. Its product is annotated as period circadian protein homolog 2-like. Gene Ontology annotation, molecular function: transcription cis-regulatory region binding; transcription corepressor binding. NCBI's taxonomy places the organism in Eukaryota, Metazoa, Chordata, Actinopteri, Chaetodontiformes, Chaetodontidae. The coding region runs from base 261 to 4829 and encodes 1522 amino acids. The record is from RefSeq and is a predicted model, not a curated record. Gene Ontology annotation, biological process: negative regulation of transcription by RNA polymerase II; circadian regulation of gene expression; entrainment of circadian clock by photoperiod. The transcript has 22 exons. Gene Ontology annotation, cellular component: nucleus; cytoplasm.
ACUACUGUGUCAACCCGUCUGAGUCGGUCUCCCAUUGACGAAUGCUGGAUGUUUAAACUAAAUGUGUUAUUCACUGCUCGAUUUUCUUUUAUUCGACACCGAGGACGAUCGGAGGAGCGAUUUUUACUUUGGCAGCACAGACUGCAUCCCCACUCCUGAGUGAGGCAUCAACCCAAUUUACACCCCACUGCUAUGCACUUCAUGGCAUUGCCAUGUGGAAGGUAACCUAAUCCCCCAUCUUUAACCCUUUGGUCCAUCAAAUGUCUGAGGACAGCGAUCCAAAGCGCUACCUGUUCUCAACCCUGGACGGGCGCGAACAGAACCGCGACAGGGUCUGCUUCCAGGUGGAGGAAGAGGGGCGCUCUCCCUGUAGCUCCAUUAGCCAACUUCACUGCAUGGCCAGCAGUUACAGCGAGGGUUGUGGCGGGCAGGAUGGGGUCGAACUGGAAGCCGAGUUAGGAUUGGCCUCCGAGGGCAGCGACAGCAGCCAUGAGCACCCGGCAUCGCCGGCCUCCCCGCACGACGACAGGAAGCGGCCACGCCCACCCUUACACGAGGAUGUGGAGAUGGGUGGCAGCGGCUCGAGUGGGAGUGGGACAGAAUCCCAUGGUAACGAGUCGCAUGGCAAUGAGUCCCAUGGCAAUGAAUCUGUGGGCAGCUCAAAUGGCAAUGGCAAAGAUUCUGCUCUGUUGGAGUCUUCAGGGAGCAACAAGAGCUCAAACUCUCACAGUCCCUCGCCGCCAAGCAGCUCCAACGCCUUCAGUCUGGUGAGCUCCGAGCAGGACAACCCUUCAACCAGCGGCUGCAGCAGCGAACAGUCCGCCAAAGCUAAGACACAGAAGGAGCUCUUCAAGACCCUUAAGGAGCUGAAGAUGCACUUGCCGUCGGAAAAGAGGAGCAAGGGCAAGUCCAGCACCCUCAACACGCUCAAAUAUGCGCUGCGAUGUGUCAAGCAGGUGAAAGCUAAUGAGGAAUACUACCAGAUGAUGAUGAUUAAUGACAGUCAGCCACCAGGGUUCGACGUUUCCUCCUACACCAUCGAGGAAAUCAACAGCAUCACCUCUGAAUACACCCUCAAAAACACCGAUAUAUUUGCUGUAGCCGUCUCGCUCAUCACAGGGAAGAUUGUUUACAUCUCGGACCAGGCGGCGUCUAUCUUGAACUGCAAGUGGGAAGUGUUUAAGAAUGCCAAGUUCGUGGAGUUCCUGACGCCUCAGGACGUCAGCGUGUUCUACAGCUUCACCACACCUUACCGCCUGCCCUCAUGGAGCAUGUGCACUGGAGCAGAGUCGUCUCCCACGGAGUGCAUGCAGGAGAAGUCCUUCUUUUGCCGCAUCAGUGGUAAUAAGGAGCGUGAAGGGGAUCUGCAGUACUAUCCUUUCCGUAUGACUCCCUACCUGAUGAAAGUCCAGGAUGCUGAGAUGGCUGAAGAACAGUUCUGCUGCCUCCUGCUGGCUGAGAGGGUGCACUCUGGAUAUGAAGCACCCAGAAUCCCUCCUGACAAGCGUAUCUUCACCACCACACACACACCUAACUGUAUAUUCCAGGAUGUGGAUGAGAGGGCUGUUCCUCUGUUGGGUUACCUCCCUCAGGACCUGAUUGGGACCCCUGUGCUACUUAAUCUGCACCCAAGUGACCGACCCCUGAUGCUAGCUGUACAUCGCAAGAUUCUGCAGUGCGCAGGUCAGCCGUUCGAUCACUCCUCGAUCCGUUUCUGUGCAAGAAACGGCGAGUACGUCACCAUCGACACCAGCUGGUCCAGCUUUGUCAACCCCUGGAGCCGCAAGGUCUCCUUUGUCAUUGGCAGGCACAAAGUCCGCAUGGGUCCUGUGAAUGAAGAUGUUUUUGCAGCACCUGCUUUCCAUGGAGGGAAGAUCAUGGACUCAGACAUCCAGGAAAUCAGUGAACAGAUCCACAGGCUGCUACUCCAACCAAUCCACAACAUGGGCUCUAGCGGUUAUGGUAGCCAUGGCAGCAAUGGUUCACAUGAGCAGCUGGUGAGCAUCAGCUCAUCCAGUGAGAGCAAUGGGAACGUCACUACAGGGAAUGCAGCAGAAGAGACAGGCAAGGCCAAGCCUCCCAGGACCUUCCAGGAGAUUUGUAAAGGGGUCCACAUGCUGAAGAACCAGGACUCCCAGGUCUGCCUGCGCUCCCCCUCCUCUUCGCCCUCACCAUCGCCAUUCAAGCCUGAGCAGAAGAAGACCACUGACACAGCGGUGCCACCACAGAGGAGUCCAGCAGUGCGUCUGAAGGACUCAACGUCCCAUCUGCAGGUCAGAGACAGUGCUGCAGCCAGCAUGGAGGACUUCCCCUGCAAAGACCAAACUGUCCACUCUUACCAGCAGAUCAGCUGCCUCGACAGCGUCAUCAGGUACCUGGAGAGUUGUAACAUCCCCAUCACAGUGAAGAGGAAGUACCAGUUCUCUUCCAACACCACCUCCUCCAACUCAGAAGAUGACAAGAAGGGCUCAGAGGAUGGCAUCCAAGUGCCUCAAGAUACAAACCCAGACCCUUUGAUGCUCGAAGCCCAGCCAGGCCUGUCAAACAUGAAAGUACCAAAGAAGCCUCCCUCUGGAGCCGCUGCUGUGGUGGGAGGCCCCUUGGCACCCCUCACCCUGCCCAGUAAGGCUGAGAGCGUGGUGUCCAUCACGUCACAGUGCAGCUACAGCAGCACCAUCGUCCAUGUGGGAGACAAGAAGCCCCAGCCAGAGUCUGAGAUUAUUGAGGAUGUGGCAGAGAGCCCCGCACCCCCGGCUCUUCCUGUCAGCGUGGUGUCUCCGCCCAGCCAGGAGAAGGAGGCCUACAAGCGUCUGGGAUUGACCAAACAGGUGCUGGCUGCACACACCCAGAAAGAAGAGCAGGCCUUCCUCACCCGCUGCAGAGACAUCCACAAUGCCAAGACCUUCCAGAGGAACUGUUCCACAUAUCUGCACAAGCAGAGAGGGCCAGCCAACGCUGAAGAAUCAUCUGGUCUGCGAGGAGCAGCCAAACAGGGCACCACCAGGCCCGAGACCACCGCCAGGAAGGGCAUCCGCAGCAGGAAGUCCAAGAAGCCACGGACGAAGCAUCCUGACUCUUCAGACAGCGCUGUGUCAAACCGCAAACCCCGGCCCCCUCUCCAGGGUCUCAACCAAACGUCGUGGUCCCCAUCAGAAGCAUCUCAGUCAGCUUUUAAUGUGUCCUACCCAGCCAUGGUGCCUGCCUACCCGCUCUACCCCACAGCACCCGCGGCUCCGGCUCAGGCCCCCGUCCCUGACCCCUCCCUUUCCGCAGGCUUUGGAGAUGGGCAGAGCACCCAAGCCCAGACUUCUGCCACACCAUUUACCGCACCCAUUGUUACACCUGUGGUGGCUCUGGUGCUGCCCAAUUACCUCUUCUCCCAAGUAGGACAGUUAGGCCAGAUAGGGCAGCUGGGGGCUGCUCCUAGACCGAGGUUUUUCCCUGAGCAGACCCAGACACAGCCUGCAUACACUGCCCAGCAGCCCUUUCAGCCCCCACAGCCGGCGUUCACCAUGCAAACACAACCCCCCUUCACCAGCCAACAGCCGUUCACCGUGCAGACUGCCUUUGCCACCCAGCAGCCAUUCCAAACGGCUCAGACCACCUUCACUACCCAGCAGCCUUUCCAGGCCCCUCAGACUGCCUACACUACCCAGCAGCCUUUCCAGGCCCCUCAGACUGCCUACACUGCCCAGCAGCCCUUCGCUGCCCAGCCUUCUUUCCCAGUGCAGACUCAGUUUGUGGCCCAAGGCCCAUAUCCAGCUCAGCCCUUCUCUUACAGUCUAGCCUCCGAGCCCCCCAAAGCCCUGGCCCGAGAGGGGGCCGCAUCACGCUCCUCUACCCCAGCCUCUGGAGCGAGGGAGCCCACCACAUCACCACCGCUGUUUGAGUCACGGUGCAGCUCACCCCUGCAGCUCAACCUGCUGAGCAUGGAGGAGGGACAGCGCUCAGUGGAACGGCAGGACAGCACAGCGCCCUCUGCUGGAGGCAACAACAGUACAACAGCUGGAGCAGUAGGAGAGAAGAACAGAGGCGCACAUAAAAGUGAAAACCACCAACAGGUGGACUCUCCAGGAGAUGGGGCUCACAGCGACGGUAACUCCUCGUCCUGUGACUUGCUGGACAUCCUGCUGCAGGAGCAGGAGGACUCCCACUCUGGCACUGGAUCAGCCACGUCUGGCUCCAUGGGCUCAGGAUUGGGCUCAGGAUCGGGCUCUGGAUCGGGGUCAGGAUCGGGCUCAGGCUGUGGUCGAUCAGCAAGUGGAGCUUCUGGUAGUAGAACAGGGAGCAGCAACACCAGUAAAUACUUUGGCAGUGUUGACUCCUUGGAACACGACCCCAAGGCCAAAGCCAAAGCCAAGAUGAGAGACGCAGGAGGCUCUGAAGGCAGCCAGUUGCAAGCCAAAAUCUCAGCCCAAGGGGAGGGAGAGCAUUUCAUCAAGUAUGUUCUCCAGGAGCCCCUCUGGCUGCUGAUGGCCAACGCUGACGACAAGGUCAUGAUGACAUACCAAAUGCCAUCCAGGGACAUUCAGAAGGUUCUGCGAGACGACAAGGAGAGGCUGAAACAGAUGCAGAAGAGCCAGCCUCACUUCUCCUCAGACCAGCGACGAGAGCUAGUGGAGGAACACCCGUGGAUGAGGAGGGGAGGUCUACCUGCUGCCAUCAAUGUGAAGGAGUGUGUGUACUGCGAGAAUUCAGCGGCAGCUCCCAUCGAGGAGGACCUGCCAGACAUGGACAUGAGCGAGCUGGGUGAGGACCUGAGCCAAGAGAGCCGGAACACCCAGAGCCAAUCAGAGGAAUCUCAGCCUCAGCCAGACACUGGCUCCUGAACAGACAAACUGCCAGCAGGGGGACACAUUCGACCAGCCAUGGACCCUGAUGAUGCACCCACACACACACACUCACACACACACACGACAUGGAUGUGGGACAAACACACACAACAUGAACUCAAGCAAAACUCUGUGUUGCCAUUGUGGUGAAUAUGAGAAUGUGUGCUGCUCAUGCGUUCGUGUGUGUGUUCAUGUGUGCUGUGCAGAGGACUGCUGCUGAAGUUCUUACGGUGCCCACACAGGGGGCGCUAAUGUUUUAUGAGGGUCUUUGUGUGCAUGACCCUCAUACAGCACUUUUGCCAGCUCACAGAGGUUCUCAUUGACAUGAACUGGACCCAGCCUGUGUGUUGGGUGACCUUCGGCCUCCCACAUAUAUAUAUAUAUUUUUUUUAUUUAAUUGUUUCCCAUCUGCUUUGUCAAUAGGCAGAGCUUUACGGCAACAUGAACAGUUAUACUAAAAAAAGACAAAUUUAAUAGUUAAUGGACAUCUUAUGAAUAUAUUUGAUUUAAAAAAUCUAUAUAUACUGACAAAAUAAUUGUCAUGAAACAGUUUAAAGAUGUUAUUAACAAAGAGCCCAGCAUUGCUGUUUAAGAGCUCGAAAUGUUUGCAUUUUCUUUUUUUGCCACAUGGUCCCAUUCAAGUCUUUCAAACCACAGGAUUUCCCUUGUUUCCCCGUUAGAAACUAUGUAGAAUUUUGUGGUGCUUAUUGGAUGAUGAAGUCCCAGUCAAAGGGCAGGGACUCCUGCUUUUGUGUCAUGGGUGAGUUUUUACUCACUGGUCUUCUAGGUCCUGAGUAUUUGCAGUAUCCAGGCACACAGCAGUGAUAGAACCUGACUCGAUAGCCAACAGAAGGCCGAGCAUAACUUUACAGAACAGUGACAAUCUGAUACAUGGUGCAAGAUAUUCCCUUAAUCAAGUAUCUUAUUUAUUUAUUCCCAGAUAAUAUAUCUAGAGUAGGAUUUUUAAGCCAAAGCCAAAUAUGUUCAGCUAAAAGACACACACAACACUUGCAUAUGAACAUUUUACAGGCGCUGACCAUUACCUCCGCAGUAUAUUCAAAGUCAGUUUACUCUGAGAACUAAAAGCUGGAGCCAGUUCGUCCAUUUCACAGAUUAACCCGAAAGAGUUGUAAGCUUACCUUCAAACAGUGCUCUGACGAAAAGGGAACCAGCGCAGACAAGGAAGAUGCUGAAAUAUUUUUUCUUAUAGAAAACAGUCAACAUCAGAAAAUCCAUGCAUGAAAAGAAGAGUCUGAAAGAACAUACAGACCAGCCGUAUCCGUGGGAUGAGCAGUUCCCCCUCACCUCCAAUUUCUACCUUUAUAUGACGCACUGUUUUUAAGGAAUUUAUACAUUAUGAAAGCUGAUUUGUCUCUACUUGCGCUUGCUUUUCAGAGACAUUUCCUUUGCUCAUUUUCUCACAUCUAUUUUUAUGGAUUACAAAGUACAAAUACAUACAUCACCAAGAAAGUUUUUUUUUUUACUAUACUGGCAUGUUUCAUGACCCACCAGAAAGUCUGAGCAGGUGUGUGUGCAGCAGUUCAGAUCCCUCAGUAAUUUAAAAGCUUUGGUCGAAGCGUCGUGUGAUACCGUGUUCAAACCAGAGGUCGAUACUAAGCAUCAGCACUGAAAUAUACUGUGGAUUAUGUUGGGUAAACAGCAUUACAGUUGUAGCAAAUACGGGGACCAUGUUGCCUGAGUGACCUUCCGUGGAAAAGUUGCGUAGGAAAUGGUGACGUGCAUGCUGAGCAGCCAUGCAAGCCCCUCAUCAUCUAACAUGAAGUGUUAAGGAAGCUGUGAUCCAGCCAUGAAGUCGAGGUAAUCGGUAGGAGAACUGGGAACAACUCUGGUGCUACAGCAGAGAAACUGUCGGGCUUGUGAAUGUAACACAGACUGGACCAAGAGCAUCUCACUGGCUUUGUUUCCAUGAUUUUCAUGCUGCCUGUUUGUUUUUUUCGUUUGGUUUCUUUUUUUUAAAUUUCUCGUUAACUCGUCAGAACUUUUCUAUUUUUCUAUUUUUUUUCUCUUAUGUAUCUUAUUUGUUUGACGAAAGUACGAGCUUUUGGUGUCGUUGGGGACGGAUCCUACCUCUAAUAAAUCCCAGGUCACGUUACUGUGAGCGGAACAUAGAAUGUCUACACGUGUGGGCUAAGCACAAUGGACGGAAUGGUCAGAUACUUCAGUGAUUCCGGUAAGCAACUAGCAGAGGUUUGUGGAUUCCUCCUGUGUGUUAUCUGUCUCUGAAUGAAUGAAUGCACAGGGAGGACAGGCGCCUGUCACCACCUUUAGCAACUACAGUCAAUCUUUGUCUUUUGUUUCUUCUCUGUGCAGAAUAUCUCCAGGGGCGUUCCCAGCACUCACCUGUGUGUAAACCACUCAGAAUGCAAGAAUGUUGUUUAUUCAUUUGGAAACCGAAAUGUGAAAACAAGCUGCUCUGAAUGCUGCUGAGUAAGCCAGAGAAAGAUGCUGCACUCGUGUCAAAGCCUUACCUUUCCUGUCAAGCGAAACCAUUUCUGAGUGAGUUACACACCGGUGGGCUGUUGGCAGCACCCUGAUCUGUAAAUGCGUACACGGUACUGGCAUAUGAUGCUGUGCACGGUCAUGUAAAUUUGUUUCAUUGCCACUGUUUGAGUCUGUAGUAUGUUAAACUAGCACGGCUCAGUGUAUUUUUGUAGGUAAGAAGAUGUGUUUGAGACAUUUGAGACAAGCAAUGUUGUAAUAAAACUACAGAAAUCUAA